Molecule: messenger RNA, 1479 nt
Organism: Trichoderma aggressivum f. europaeum
Lineage: Eukaryota; Fungi; Ascomycota; Sordariomycetes; Hypocreales; Hypocreaceae
Product: transcriptional regulator family: Fungal Specific TF
Exons: 1
Coding region: 1-1479 (492 amino acids)
Biological process (GO): positive regulation of transcription by RNA polymerase II
Cellular component (GO): nucleus
Molecular function (GO): DNA-binding transcription factor activity; transcription cis-regulatory region binding
Source: RefSeq, a predicted model, not a curated record
AUGCUAGCUGUUGAAAAUUCAAAGGCAUUGCCAACUUGGGCACAACGAGCGGCAUUGACCAGAGCUCUUGCUCUUCCAACCCAACUUCCAGAAUUCCCCAGCAGUGCGAGUUCACUAAAUCUCACUUCGGCCGAUCAUGAGGCGAUCCGGUAUUUCCGUACCACCUUUGCUAGGAUUCACCACACCAAGAAUCCGGAUUACUCACUGUUCUCCAUCAUAUUUACCCUGGCGCAAGAUGAGCCAAUGGUUAUGCAUGCGUUAUUAGCCAUCGGCGGCCAUGAAAUUGAGUUCCGGCGAAACAGCACUUCGGAUGCGGCAGCUGAUGACGCUUCUCAACUUUUACAACGGGAUCGAAAUAGGUGGACUCCUGUUCAGCAUUACUCGGCUGCUCUAGGCCUCUUAGCAGAUGCCAUCGGGACGGCAGACGAUGGUCGGCAGUUGGAGUUGGACCCCAUCUGUGCGGUGCUAUACUUGAUGCUUGUUUACGAGCAGAAGUAUGGAGACGGAACGUGCUCUGGACUAUCGAAUCAUCUCGCUGGCGCAGCUUUGAUUGUAAAGCAUCGUUGCAGCAGCCUUUCAGAUCAAAUUUCCACACGGGGCUGGCAAGGAACGCCAGUGUUGAGCCGAAUGAAGCCUCAAAACGACUCCCGACAACCUGGACUGUCACUCUUUGUAAUCCGGACGCUCGUCUGGAUUUCUCUCUGUGAUUCGACAGCCGCAACGUUUGGGCUCGGCGGCCAGUGCAAUAGCGAAUUGAAAAACAUCAUGGCGCCAGACGAUUCAUCAUCGAUUGCCGGAUUCGAUGCGCUUCACAGAUAUUCAAACUCGCUAUACCGCUCCAUGUGGGGUGAUGCCUAUCCGCAAGUUGAGCUGUUGGACGAUGUAGAGAAUCGAGACAUCUUCGCGUUUCUCUGCGCAUCCAUGCAGCUUCGAGGCAUCGUGGCUGAAUUGUCUAAUCUUGAUGUGAACGAGCUCAGGCAGCGUUUACCAGCGGCCGAAUCCGCUUUCAGACAAAUUGAGCUUCGAUAUGGGGAGCUACUUGAAGUGGCGUCAGAUAUCUCCCUUUCUACAGACAACUCACAUCGCUUGGUAGCCAACAUCCGUGCCUUUGUUCCUAUAUAUCACGCUGUAAAACUCGAGCUCUUGCGCAUUACUCGGAGAAAUGGCCUGACGACCAAGAUGAAAAUCGUGCCCGAAGCUCACAUAACCGCCAUAAUCGAUUUGGCUGUUCAAGCUGAUAAACACCAAGGGGUUGAAGGCACCAUUAGAGUAGCAUGGCCACUCUUUGUUGUUGCUCUUGAGACGAGCAAUGUGGUCCAUCAGCGCUGGGUUCUUAGUCGGUUCAAGGCAAUGAGCAGCUACAGUAAGAAUCUAGAGCGUGCUCAUCGCUUUCUUACGGAAGCCCUUAGACGACAGUGUGAGAACAUGGGGGUUUACAAAGAUUUCACGCUCGAAAGUGGCGAAGUGUUUGUUAUUUAA